CGACGGACGGAGACUAUGGCUGCGGCGGCGGGCGGCGGCGGGCUGGGGGCUGCGGCGGGCGCCGCGGGCGCGGGAGGCGCGGCGGCGGCCGCGGGCCUGGCCGUUUAUCGGCGGAAGGACGGUGGCCCGGCCAGCAAGUUUUGGGAGAGCCCGGAGACGGUGUCCCAGCUGGAUUCGGUGCGGGUCUGGCUGGGCAAGCACUACAAGAAGUAUGUUCACGCGGAUGCUCCUACCAACAAAACGCUGGCUGGGCUAGUGGUGCAGCUUCUUCAGUUCCAGGAAGAUGCCUUUGGGAAGCAUGUUACCAAUCCGGCCUUCACCAAACUCCCGGCAAAAUGUUUCAUGGAUUUCAAAGCUGGAGGCACCUUGUGUCACAUUCUUGGGGCUGCUUACAAGUAUAAAAAUGAACAGGGAUGGCGUAGGUUUGAUCUACAGAAUCCAUCCCGAAUGGAUCGGAAUGUUGAAAUGUUUAUGAACAUUGAGAAAACGUUGGUGCAGAACAAUUGUCUGACCAGACCCAACAUCUACCUCAUUCCAGACAUUGAUCUGAAGUUGGCUAACAAAUUGAAGGAUAUUAUCAAACGACAUCAGGGGACUUUUACUGAUGAGAAGUCAAAAGCUUCCCACCACAUUUAUCCAUAUCCUUCCUCACAAGAGGAUGAAGAAUGGUUGAGACCGGUGAUGAGAAAAGAUAAGCAGGUGUUAGUGCAUUGGGGGUUUUACCCAGACAGCUAUGAUACUUGGGUCCAUAGUAAUGAUGUUGAUGCGGAAAUUGAAGAUCCACCAAUUCCAGAAAAGCCGUGGAAGGUUCAUGCGAAAUGGAUUUUGGACACUGAUGUUUUCAAUGAAUGGAUGAAUGAGGAGGAUUAUGAGGUGGAUGAGAACAGGAAGCCCGUGAGCUUUCGUCAGCGAAUUUCAACAAAGAAUGAAGAGCCAGUCAGAAGUCCAGAGAGGAGAGAUAGGAAAGCAUCAGCUAAUGCUCGAAAGAGGAAACAUUCGCCUUCCCCUCCGCCUCCUACACCCGCAGAAUCCCGGAAGAAGAGUGGAAAGAAAGGCCAAGCUAGUCUUUAUGGGAAGCGCAGAAGUCAGAAAGAAGAAGAUGAGCAAGAAGAUCUUACCAAGGACAUGGAAGACCCAACACCGGUACCCAACAUAGAGGAAGUGGUGCUUCCAAAAAAUGUGAACCCAAAGAAAGACAGUGAAAACACACCUGUUAAAGGAGGAACUGUCGCAGAUCUAGAUGAACAGGAUGAAGAAACAGUCACAGCAGGAGGAAAGGAAGAUGAAGAUCCUAGCAAAGGUGAUCAGAGUCGCUCACUUGACCCUGGAGAAGAUAAUGUUACUGAGCAGACCAAUCACAUUAUUAUUCCUAGCUACGCGUCGUGGUUUGAUUAUAACUGUAUUCAUGUGAUUGAACGGCGUGCUCUUCCUGAGUUUUUCAAUGGGAAAAACAAAUCCAAGACACCAGAAAUAUACUUGGCAUAUCGAAAUUUUAUGAUUGACACAUAUCGCCUAAACCCCCAAGAAUAUUUAACCAGCACUGCUUGUCGGAGGAACUUGACUGGAGACGUGUGUGCUGUGAUGAGGGUUCAUGCCUUUUUAGAGCAGUGGGGGCUUGUUAAUUACCAAGUGGAUCCAGAAAGUCGACCCAUGGCUAUGGGACCUCCUCCUACUCCUCAUUUUAAUGUGUUAGCUGAUACCCCCUCUGGGCUUGUGCCUCUACAUCUUCGAUCACCUCAGGUCCCUGCUGCUCAGCAGAUGUUAAAUUUUCCUGAGAAGAACAAGGAAAAACCAAUUGAUUUGCAGAACUUUGGUCUUCGUACUGACAUUUACUCCAAGAAAACCUUAGCAAAGAGUAAAGGUGCCAGUGCUGGAAGAGAAUGGACUGAACAGGAGACCCUUCUGCUCCUGGAGGCUCUGGAGAUGUACAAGGAUGAUUGGAACAAAGUGUCAGAGCACGUUGGAAGUCGUACUCAGGAUGAAUGCAUCCUCCACUUUCUGAGGCUUCCUAUUGAGGACCCUUACCUUGAGAAUUCGGAUGCUUCCCUGGGGCCCCUGGCUUACCAGCCUGUCCCUUUCAGUCAGUCAGGAAACCCAGUCAUGAGCACUGUUGCUUUUUUGGCAUCUGUGGUGGACCCUCGUGUGGCAUCUGCCGCAGCAAAAGCAGCUUUGGAGGAGUUUUCUCGGGUCCGAGAGGAGGUACCACUAGAAUUGGUCGAAGCUCAUGUCAAGAAAGUACAAGAAGCAGCACGAGCCUCUGGGAAAGUGGAUCCCACCUAUGGCCUGGAGAGCAGCUGCAUUGCAGGCACGGGACCUGACGAGCCAGAGAAGCUUGAAGGGGCUGAAGAGGACAAAAUGGAAACAGAUACUGAUGGUCAGCAGCCUGAAAAGGCAGAAAACAAAGGAGAAAAUGAAACAGAUGAAGGUGACAAAGCACAAGAUGGAGAAAAUGAAAAAAAUAGUGAGAAGGAGCAGGACAGUGAAGUUAGUGAGGAUACCAAAUCAGAAGAAAAGGAAACUGAAGAGAACAAGGAACUCACUGAUACUUGUAAAGAAAGAGAAAGUGAUCUUGGGAAGAAGAAAGUAGAACACGAAAUUUCCGAAGGAAACGUGGCCACGGCCGCAGCAGCUGCUCUCGCCUCAGCUGCAACCAAAGCCAAGCACCUGGCUGCCGUGGAGGAGAGAAAGAUCAAGUCUCUGGUGGCCCUGCUGGUUGAGACACAGAUGAAGAAGUUGGAGAUCAAACUUCGACAUUUUGAGGAGCUGGAAACUAUCAUGGACAGAGAGAAGGAGGCUUUAGAACAACAGAGGCAGCAGUUGCUUACUGAACGCCAGAACUUCCACAUGGAGCAGCUGAAAUAUGCCGAACUGCGAGCCCGACAGCAAAUGGAACAGCAGCAGCACGGGCAAAACCCUCAGCAGGCACACCAGCACUCAGGAGGGCCUGGCCUGGCGCCGCUUGGAGCAGCGGGGCACCCCGGCAUGAUGCCUCAUCAGCAGCCUCCUCCCUACCCUCUGAUGCACCACCAGAUGCCGCCACCUCACGCACCCCAGCCAGGUCAGAUACCAGGUCCAGGUUCCAUGAUCCCUGGGCAGCCCAUGCCGGGCCGUAUGAUCCCCACCGUUGCAGCCAACAUCCACCCCCCUGGGAGUGGCCCAGCCCCUCCUGGUAUGCCUCCAAUGCCAGGAAACAUCUUAGGACCCCGGGUACCCCUCACGGCACCUAAUGGCAUGUAUGCCCCACCGCCGCCGCAGCCGCCACCACCACCGCCACCACCGCCCACGGACGGAGUCCCUCCGCCUCCUGCUCCAGGCCCACCAGCCUCCGCCGCCCCCUAGUCUGGAAGAGGCAGGCAGUGUCCAUGCCCGGCGCCAGCAGCUGCAGGGGGGAUGACGAGACUUGUGUUCCUCGGCUUCCUUGGGUUUCUUUUAGGAUUUUUCUUCUCACAGCCCCAAGCACGCAUCCCAUAUUUCCCCAUCCCCCUUGCCGGCCCUCUCCAUGCUCGGACACCUCCUGUGUCAGGUCCUCCGCCAGCACGCGAAGGGAAGCCUGUGGGGCCAGUGUGUCCUGGUCAUCCUCAUGGUAGCCUGUGUCCCCCUGUCCUGCUCUGGGGUGUACUGACCCUUUCUCUGCAGGUCCUGUCAACAUGAGAAGUUUAUGUCUGUUGU
Messenger RNA from Lontra canadensis (Northern American river otter), 3669 nucleotides. It is a transcript of the gene SMARCC1, whose product is annotated as SWI/SNF related, matrix associated, actin dependent regulator of chromatin subfamily c member 1. Bases 16 to 3339 code for a protein of 1107 amino acids. Gene Ontology annotation, cellular component: SWI/SNF complex; npBAF complex; nBAF complex. The transcript has 28 exons. Gene Ontology annotation, molecular function: nucleosomal DNA binding; histone binding. The record is from RefSeq and is a predicted model, not a curated record. Gene Ontology annotation, biological process: positive regulation of DNA-templated transcription. NCBI's taxonomy places the organism in Eukaryota, Metazoa, Chordata, Mammalia, Carnivora, Mustelidae.